UACCGCGCCGUCCUCAACGACCAGUUCGGCCUCUCGCACUUCAACUGGCCGGUGCAGGGCUCCAACUACCAGGUCCUGCGCACCGGCUGCUUUCCCUUCAUCAAGUACCACUGUUCCAGGGCGCCCUGGCAGGACCUGACCGCGCAGAACCGCUUCUUCACGGCUCUCAAGGUCGUCAACCUCGGUAUUCCAACUUUAUUAUAUGGAAUUGGCUCCUGGUUAUUUGCCAGAGUCACAGAGACUGUGCAUACCAGUUAUGGACCAAUAACAAUUUAUUUCCUAAAUAAAGAAGAUGAAGGUGCCAUGUAUUGAAAGUAUGCAUUAGAGAAUACAAACACAGUAUCAGUGGAUUUUCUCUUGUAUGUGCAAUAUUUAUUUUUGAUCCUUUGAAAUAAAACUUUUACAAACACUUUUUUCUUUCUGUGGUGUCUAGUUCUUCAAGAUGAAUCAUUGCCCUCAAGCGGCAAAGCUUUUCAGAUGUUGUUAUAUAUUGCAUUCUCUGUUUAGCUAAUGGGAACUAGAAACACAUGAAGCCUCACACCAGUGUUUCCCUAGAACAAGGUUAAACUACAGAUAAAAAUGACUCUUAUGUAUAUAGAUUGUGUAGUUAGGCACCAACAAUUUAACUUGACUCUACAGAAAAAAUACAGAGGCCCACAAAAAGAAGAGGAAGAAAAUCUUUUACAUUAUUAGGUC
Messenger RNA from Fukomys damarensis (Damara mole-rat), 696 nucleotides. It is a transcript of the gene CUNH15orf61, whose product is annotated as chromosome unknown C15orf61 homolog. Lineage: Eukaryota; Metazoa; Chordata; Mammalia; Rodentia; Bathyergidae. The record is from RefSeq and is a predicted model, not a curated record. The annotation marks the transcript as partial. The transcript is spliced from 2 exons.